Scomber scombrus (Atlantic mackerel) is the source of this 953-nucleotide messenger RNA. It is a transcript of the gene dcxr, whose product is annotated as dicarbonyl/L-xylulose reductase. The transcript has 9 exons. The record is from RefSeq and is a predicted model, not a curated record. Gene Ontology annotation, biological process: glucose metabolic process; xylulose metabolic process. Gene Ontology annotation, molecular function: L-xylulose reductase (NADPH) activity; carbonyl reductase (NADPH) activity. Lineage: Eukaryota; Metazoa; Chordata; Actinopteri; Scombriformes; Scombridae. Bases 132 to 866 code for a protein of 244 amino acids.
CUGGAAGAAAAACAUCUUUUGAACAUUAACUCAGUGCAACAUUCAUCUUUGAGCCCAGCGGAACUUCCUGCAGCCUGCUGCCCGGACUGAAGCUGUGUGCACUGCUGCUGAUUCUUCGGACCUCACCGAUCAUGGAGAUUUCAUUCGCAGGCAAACGAGCUCUGGUUACCGGAGCAGGAAAAGGGAUCGGCAGGGCUACGGCUCUGGCUCUGGCACGCUGCGGGGCAAAGGUCACGGCGGUCACGCGCACGCAGGCCGACCUGAGCAGUCUGGUGCAGGAGUGUCCCUCCAUCACCCCGGUGUGUGUGGACCUGGCAGACUGGGGGGCCACAGAGGCUUCCCUGAAGGACAUUGGUCCCAUUGAUCUGCUGGUGAAUAAUGCCGCCUGCGCCAACCUGCAGCCGUUUCUGGAGGUCACACCCGACCAGUUUGAUCAGUCAUUCAAUGUGAAUGUGAAAGCUGUGCUGCAUGUGUCCCAGAUUGUGGCAGGUGGUAUGAAGGCCAGAGGAUCAGGAGGCUCCGUGGUCAACGUGUCCAGCCAGGCGUCACAGUGUGCUCUCAGAGAUCACACUGUCUACUGUGCCACUAAAGCAGCACUGGACAUGCUGACUAAAGUCAUGGCCCUGGAGCUGGGACCCCAUCAGAUUCGGGUGAACAGUGUGAACCCCACGGUGGUGAUGACUGAGAUGGGUCGCAUAGGCUGGAGUGACCCCGAAAAAGCCAAGGGCAUGAAGUCCCGCAUCCCCCUGGGUCGCUUUGCAGAGGUGGAAGACGUGGUGAACAGUAUUUUAUUCCUGCUGAGUGAUAAGAGCAACAUGACAAACGGAGUCAGUCUGCCAGUGGACGGAGGCUUCCUGAGCUGUUAACCAACAGUGUCCUCAGCACGCCGCCCAUCUGUUCAGAGCUCCUGUCUCAUGACUGUUAUUCACUCAAUAAACUCACACACUGCACAA